Molecule: messenger RNA, 5076 nt
Organism: Condylura cristata (star-nosed mole)
Lineage: Eukaryota; Metazoa; Chordata; Mammalia; Eulipotyphla; Talpidae
Gene: PARD3
Product: par-3 family cell polarity regulator
Exons: 21
Coding region: 282-3743 (1153 amino acids)
Biological process (GO): microtubule cytoskeleton organization; cell adhesion; establishment or maintenance of epithelial cell apical/basal polarity
Cellular component (GO): cell cortex; adherens junction; apical plasma membrane
Molecular function (GO): phosphatidylinositol binding; protein binding
Source: RefSeq, a predicted model, not a curated record
CAAACUACUGGAUACAGGUGCAUCGAUUGGAACAUGGAGAUGGAGGAAUACUAGACCUUGACGACAUCCUCUGUGAUGUAGCAGAUGAUAAAGACAGACUGGUAGCAGUGUUUGAUGAGCAAGAUCCACAUCAUGGAGGUGAUGGCACCAGUGCCAGCUCUACAGGUACCCAGAGUCCAGAGAUAUUUGGCAGUGAGUUUGGCACCAACAAUGUUUCAGCCUUUCAGCCUUAUCAAGUAACAAGUGAAAUUGAGGUCACACCUUCUGUCCUUCGUGCAAAUAUGCCUCUUCAUGUCCGACGAAGCAGUGACCCAGCUUUAAUUGGCCUCUCAACUUCUGUCAGUGAUAAUAACUUUUCCUCUGAAGAGCCUUCGCGGAAAAACCCCACACGCUGGUCAACAACAGCAGGAUUCCUCAAGCAAAACACUGUAGGAAGCCCAAAGACCUGUGACAGGAAGGAUGAGGAUGGGACAGAAGAAGAAAACAGCCGUGUUGAACCUGUUGGACAUGCUGACACUGGUUUGGAGAACAUGCCCAACUUUUCUCUGGAUGAUAUGGUAAAGCUCGUACAAGUACCCAACGAUGGAGGGCCUCUGGGAAUCCAUGUAGUGCCUUUCAGUGCUCGAGGAGGCAGAACCCUGGGGUUAUUAGUAAAACGAUUGGAGAAAGGUGGUAAAGCUGAACAAGAAAACCUGUUUCAUGAGAAUGAUUGCAUUGUCAGGAUUAAUGAUGGUGACCUUCGAAACAGAAGAUUUGAACAAGCACAACAUAUGUUUCGCCAAGCCAUGCGUACACCCAUCAUUUGGUUCCAUGUGGUUCCUGCAGCAAAUAAAGAGCAGUAUGAACAACUAUCCCAAAGUGAGAAGAACAAUUACUAUUCAAGCUGCUUCAGCCCUGACAGCCAGUAUAUUGAUAACAGGGGUGUGAACAGCGCGGGGCUUGCGGCUCUGCAGAGAGCUCCCCGCCUGAAUCACCCACCUGAGCAGAUAGACUCUCACUCACGACUACUACCUCAGAGCUCACACCUCUCUGCAAAACCACCCACAGCUCCAACUCCAGCUCCAGCUCCAGCUCCACUGCCCCAAAGUGUAUUUAGUACAAGUGUAAGCAGUGGCUAUAACACCAAAAAAAUAGGCAAGAAACUUAACAUCCAGCUUAAGAAAGGUACAGAAGGUUUGGGGUUCAGCAUCACUUCUAGAGAUGUAACAAUAGGUGGCUCAGCUCCAAUUUAUGUGAAAAACAUUCUCCCUAGGGGUGCUGCCAUUCAAGAUGGCAGACUCAAGGCAGGAGACAGACUUAUAGAGGUAAAUGGAGUAGAUUUAGCAGGCAAAUCCCAAGAGGAAGUUGUUUCCUUGUUGAGAAGCACUAAGAUGGAAGGGACUGUGAGCCUUCUGGUCUUUCGCCAAGAGGAUGCCUUCCACCCAAGGGAACUGAAAGCAGAAGAUGAAGACAUUGUCCUCACACCUGAUGGCACCAGGGAAUUUCUGACAUUUGAAGUUCCACUUAAUGAUUCAGGAUCAGCUGGUCUUGGUGUCAGUGUCAAAGGUAACCGAUCAAAAGAGAACCAUGCGGAUUUGGGAAUCUUCGUCAAGUCCAUUAUUAAUGGAGGAGCAGCAUCUAAAGAUGGAAGGCUUCGGGUGAAUGAUCAACUGAUAGCAGUAAAUGGAGAAUCCCUCUUGGGCAAGACAAACCAAGAUGCCAUGGAAACCCUCAGAAGGUCUAUGUCUACUGAAGGGAACAAACGAGGAAUGAUCCAGCUCAUCGUUGCCAGGAGGAUAAGCAAGUGCAGUGAGCUAAAGUCACCUGGAAGCCCCUCUGGACCUGAGCUGCCCAUUGAAACCAUGUUGGAUGACAGAGAACGAAGAAUUUCCCAUUCCCUCUAUAGUGGUAUUGAGGGGCUUGAUGAAUCACCUACAAGAAAUGCUGCUCUCAGUAGGAUAAUGGGUAAAUACCAGCUCUCCCCCACAGUGAAUAUGCCCCAAGAUGACACUGUCAUUAUAGAAGAUGAUAGGUUACCAGUGCUUCCUCCUCAUCUCUCUGACCAGUCAUCUUCCAGUUCCCAUGAUGAUGUGGGAUUCGUGACAACAGAUGCUGGCACGUGGACUAAGGCUGCAAUCAGUGACUCGGCAGAUUGCUCUUUGAGUCCAGAUGUUGAUCCAGUUCUUGCUUUUCAACGAGAGGGAUUUGGACGCCAGAGUAUGUCAGAAAAACGCACAAAACAAUUUUCAGAUGCCAGUCAAUUGGAUUUCGUAAAAACGCGAAAAUCAAAAAGCAUGGAUUUAGGUAGUUCCCCCAGCAGGGAUGUGGGACCUUCCCUGGGUCUAAAGAAGUCAAGCUCCUUAGAGAGUCUGCAGACCGCUGUUGCUGAAGUGACUUUGAAUGGGGAUAUUCCUUUCCACCGCCCGCGACCACGGAUUAUCAGGGGACGGGGGUGCAAUGAGAGCUUCAGAGCUGCUAUUGACAAGUCUUAUGAUAAACCUUCAGUAGAUGAUGAUGAUGAAGGCAUGGAGACAUUGGAAGAAGACACAGAAGAAAGUUCAAGAUCAGGAAGAGAGUCUGUAUCCACAGCCAGUGAUCAGCCUUCACAUUCUCUGGAGAGACAAAUGAAUGGAAACCAAGAGAAAGGUGACAAGACUGAUAGGAGAAAAGAUAAAGCAGGGAAAGAAAAGAAGAAAGAAAGAGAUAAGGAAAAGGACAAAAUAAAAGCCAAGAAGGGAAUGCUGAAGGGUUUGGGAGACAUGUUCAGGUUUGGAAAACAUCGAAAAGAUGACAAGAUUGAGAAAACGGGUAAAAUAAAAAUACAGGAGUCCUUUACAUCAGAAGAGGAGAGAAUACGAAUGAAGCAGGAGCAGGAAAGGAUUCAAGCCAAGACUCGAGAAUUUAGAGAACGACAAGCUAGAGAGCGUGACUAUGCUGAAAUACAAGAAUUUCAUCGGACAUUUGGAUGUGAUGAGGAGUUGAUAUACAGGGGAAUUUCUUCCUAUGAAGGUUCCAUGGCUCUUAAUGCCAGACCCCAGAGCCCCAAAGAAGGGCUGAUGAUGGAUGCUUUGUAUGCUCAAGUGAAGAAGCCACGGAAUUCCAAAUCUUCAGCUGGAGACAGCAACAGAUCAACUCCUAGCAACCAUGAUCGGAUACAGCGUCUUAGGCAAGAAUUUCAGCAAGCAAAACAGGAUGAAGAUGUAGAAGACAGGCGACGUACCUAUAGCUUUGAACAACCCUGGCCAAACUCCAGACCUACGGCACAGAGCGGCAGGCACUCAGUGUCGGUGGAGACGCAAAUGCAACGCCAGAGGCAGGAGGAGCGGGAGAGUUUCCAGCAAGCCCAGCGCCAGUACAGCUCUUUGCCUCGGCAAAGCAGGAAAAAUGCCAGCUCUGUGUCCCAGGAUUCCUGGGAGCAGAAUUACUCCCCUGGAGAAGGUUUCCAGAGUGCCAAGGAGAACCCCAGGUACUCCAGCUACCAAGGGUCCAGAAAUGGCUACCUGGGCGGGCAUGGCUUCAACGCCAGGGUGAUGCUGGAGACCCAGGAGCUCCUUCGCCAGGAGCAGAGGCGGAAAGAGCAACAGAUGAAGAAGCAACCUCCUCCUUCCGAGGGACUCAACUAUGACUCAUAUAAGAAAGUCCAGGACCCCAGUUACACCCCCCCCAAGGGACCCUUCCGGCAGGACGUGCCACCAUCCCCUUCUCAGGUCGCCAGACUGAACAGACUCCAGACUCCGGAAAAAGGGAGACACUUCUAUUCCUGAGGAGAAGAAUGGAUGCUUCGUGUCUUGCAAUAAAGGACAUUUUCCUAUUGAAGACUUGUACUGGGGAGUUUUUUAAAACCACAUGGUACUAUGGAAUCUUUCUAUUGUUGGUAUCAGUGCCUUUAAGCAGUGUGGGCAAAGAAAUGGAAGGCCUUAAUGUCUUUGCCACUGUGUUGCAAGCAGCUAUUUCAUGGAAGGAUUUCCCAACAUCUGACAAUCAUCUGUUUGAGGCAUUCACAUGCUCUACAUCUCUCUGGAGUACGAGGAAUCUUGGCCAGUUGGUGAGAUGUCCGUGACUUCGUGUUGCAGCCCAUACUUUUCGACAAAAAAUUUCUUUGACAUUGAAGAUGAUGUUGAUCCCUUUUUUCCUUUAAAUUUUCUUAGAUAGGAGGCAACAUCUCAGUGUCUGGUGGAUGAAAGCAGAAAUUGGGCCUUCACUUCAUAGAACAGUCAUUUCUUGUACUUUGUAAUCAAUAUGGUUUUCCCUAUUCUUUCUUAGCUCCUCUUAACAGGAAGGUUCCUUCAUCUUAUUCAGAAAGCUUAGCCAUAUUGCAACACUGUCUGGUUAUCAUGGGGGUUCUUUUGAAAUUGCCUUAUAAAUCAACGUUACCAAUAAAGUGAUUGUUCUGGUCUGUGUUUUUAAAUACACUUGUUCAGUCAUGUUCCUAACACAUGUUGAGUCACCACAACUCUGUGUGGGGAACGUGGGAAUGACCCCCCAGUGGGGGAGGAACUGGGCCUGCCCAUCCGCCCUGUGUGUGUCAUGAUGUGGGAAGUGGUGGCUAAGAAAAGAAUUCUCCUAGGAUGAGCUUCUGGCCCAGUACAUCCCAGUAAUUAUUUUAAUUAAUUUUCAUUUGACAGGUUGGCAGGAAGGGCACAGAGUGGGACAAAGAUAAAUCAGACAGUCAUUUUUAGAUUCUAAAACUCAUCUACUUUCUACAGUUUUCAAGUCAAUUGGAAAUGACAUUUGUCUCAUGUGUCCUCAUGUUGUAUCUCUGCCUGCUGAUGCCAUCCAAAUAAUUUGGCCAUGAGACAGAAAAGACAAGUCAGGGAUAAGCCAUCACACAUCUCAGAGAACAUUUCUGUGUUCCCUAAAUAAAAUAACAAAUAAUUGCUCCUGUGUCAUUAUUUUAAUCUACAUGUGGGUCACCAGCACCACGGUCGCCCCUGUGUUUUCAUCUUGUGGACUUGAACACCAUGUAUUGUAAACCAUGGCUGGGUUGCUAAAGUGCCUGUAAAUCCUGAUGUGAAAAAGCUUGAGAUGAAAGUUCGGCAUACCAUGUAUGAACAAACAACAAAAGACAGAUACUGAUAUGCCUUUUUUUUUUUUUUU